AUGGCCAUGGAGAUUAUUGGCAAUGGCAACAGUCAUCGGUUCCCCUUGGAGGCAAUUGUAGCCAUAGUCAAAAGCACGAAACACAAUGAUCCUCAGGAGUAUUUCAUAGGGUCUCAUGACUCAUUUAGCUUCUACAUCGAUGAAGCCUCUCCAGUUGGGCCUGAACAGCCAGAGACGGUCCAGAAUUUUGUGUCUGUUUUUGGGACUGUGGCUAAAAAGCUGAUGAGGAAGUGGUUGGCUACACAGACCAUGAACUUCACCAGCCAGCUGGGGGCAGGUAUACGGUAUUUUGAUCUUAGAAUUUCCACCAAGCCCAGAGACCCAGACAAUGAACUCUACUUUGCUCAUGGUUUAUUCAGUGCCAAAGUCAAGGAGGGUCUGGAAGAGAUCAAUGCGUUUCUCUCUGACCACCCAAAAGAAGUGGUUUUCUUGGACUUCAAUCACUUCUAUGGGAUGCAGAAAUACCAUCAUGAAAAGCUUGUCCAAAUGCUCAAAGACACGUAUGGAAACAAAAUGUGUCCUGCUAUAUUUGCCCAUGAAGUCAGCCUCCAGUAUCUGUGGGAAAAGGAACACCAAGUGCUGGUGUUCUACCACAGUCCAGUGGCUCUUGAGGUACCAUUUCUUUGGCCAGGCCAGAUGAUGCCAGCUCCUUGGGCAAACACAACAGAUCCGGAAAAACUCAUUCAAUUCCUGCAGGCAUCAAUCACUGAAAGAAGAAAGAAGGGCUCUUUUUUUAUAUCUCAAGUAGUGCUGACACCAAAGGCGAGUACGGUGGUGAAAGGGGUUGCUAGUGGUCUCAGAGAAACAAUCACAGAAAGGUAA
Molecule: messenger RNA, 822 nt
Organism: Fulmarus glacialis (Northern fulmar)
Lineage: Eukaryota; Metazoa; Chordata; Aves; Procellariiformes; Procellariidae
Product: PI-PLC X domain-containing protein 3-like
Exons: 2
Coding region: 1-822 (273 amino acids)
Biological process (GO): lipid metabolic process
Cellular component (GO): synapse
Molecular function (GO): phosphoric diester hydrolase activity
Source: RefSeq, a predicted model, not a curated record